Onychostoma macrolepis is the source of this 3506-nucleotide messenger RNA. It is a transcript of the gene nampt1, whose product is annotated as nicotinamide phosphoribosyltransferase 1. Gene Ontology annotation, molecular function: nicotinamide phosphoribosyltransferase activity. Lineage: Eukaryota; Metazoa; Chordata; Actinopteri; Cypriniformes; Cyprinidae. The record is from RefSeq and is a predicted model, not a curated record. The transcript is spliced from 11 exons. The coding region runs from base 16 to 1671 and encodes 551 amino acids. Gene Ontology annotation, biological process: NAD+ biosynthetic process.
ACCUCGCCCCCUGCAAUGACGUCUAAGUCACCUUAUCCCCUGGUUGGCCAGUCCACCCCGUUGGGUCCCGCCCAUUCUGAUUCCGUCACGCACCCUCCUCAGCGACGGGGGUUGGUUGAGAGUCCGUACGGCGGAGAGGGAACAACAGAGCUGACAGCAGCGCGCGACUCCAGUCACGUCAAGGGGAAGAUGGAGCAGCACACAGGCGCCGCGGAGUUCAACAUCUUGUUAGCUACUGACUCCUACAAGGUCACACAUUACAAACAGUAUCCACCCAACACCAGCAAGGUGUACUCUUACUUUGAGUGCCGCGAAAAGAAGACAGACCCUACCAAGCUCAGAAAAGUCAAAUAUGACAAAACAGUCUUCUAUGGGCUUCAGUACAUUCUCCAAAGAUAUUUAAAAGGACAGGUCGUCACACCAGAGAAGAUUCAGGAAGCAAAAGAGGUGUACCGGGAACACUUUCAGGAUGAUGUAUUCAAUGAAAAAGGAUGGAAUUACAUUUUGGAGAAAUACAACGGUCACCUGCCCAUCGAGAUCAAGGCUGUGCCGGAGGGAAGCGUUAUCCCACGUGGGAAUGUGCUGUUCACCGUAGAAAGCACAGAUCCGGAGUGCUACUGGCUCACUAACUGGGUAGAGACUAUCCUGGUUCAGAGCUGGUAUCCUAUCACCGUCGCAACGAACUCACGAGAACAGAAGAAGAUUCUGGCCAAAUAUCUCAUGGAAACAUCAGGAAGCCUGGAAGGACUGGAAUAUAAACUGCAUGACUUUGGCUACAGAGGGGUUUCAUCUCAAGAGACGGCUGGUAUCGGCGCAUCUGCACACUUGGUAAACUUCAAAGGAACAGACACCGUGGCCGGGAUCGGUGUUAUCAAGAAGUACUACGGCACCAAAGACCCGGUUCCUGGCUUCUCAGUUCCAGCUGCAGAACACAGCACAAUCACUGCCUGGGGAAAGGACCAUGAGAAGGAUGCUUUUGAACACAUCAUCAAGCAGUUUCCUUCUGUCCCUGUGUCAAUCGUCAGUGACAGCUACGACAUCUACAACGCCUGCGAGAAGAUCUGGGGGGAGGACCUGAGGAGUCUGAUCGAGAUGAGGAGCGCAGACGCCCCGCUGGUGGUCCGACCGGAUUCAGGAAACCCUCUAGACACAGUGCUAAAGGUCCUAGAAAUUUUAGGAAGGAAAUUUCCUCUGGUUGAGAACUCUAAAGGCUAUAAGGUGCUUCCACCCUACAUCCGAGUCAUUCAGGGUGACGGUGUGGACAUCAAUACUUUACAGGAGAUUGUGGAGGGCAUGAAAGAGCACAGAUGGAGCAUCGAGAACAUUGCGUUUGGCUCAGGAGGAGCACUGCUGCAGAAACUGACCCGAGAUCUGCUCAACUGCUCUUUUAAGUGCAGUUAUGUGGUGACGAACGGACUGGGCGUCAAUGUCUUCAAAGACCCUGUUGCAGACCCCAACAAAAGGUCAAAGAAAGGUCGGCUUUCUCUUCACAGGACACCAAGUGGAGAUUUUGUUACUCUGGAAGAGGGGAAGGGUGAUUUGGAGGAGUAUGGAGAGGAUUUGCUGCACACUGUGUUCAGGAAUGGGAAGAUUGUAAAGACGUACACCUUUGAUGACGUCAGAGACAAUGCCAAACUGAAGGAAAGCGAAUUGGAGGAUCUGCUGCUCUGAGAGCAUCUCCCAUCAGCCCUCACUCCACCCACACCCACCCGAGAGAACCUGCGUCCCAACAGACGUGAGGAUACACAGUUACCCCACGUUCAGUGUACAGAGCUGUCCUAUGUUUCUGUCUACUGACUCUGCUACGCUUCAGUGUCUCUUUCUAACGGCGGAUGAGAGCAGUUCAUGCUAUUCAUGCUAUUUAAAUCAUUUAACUGUGUAUUUGACCAAGCGUGCUAUUGAUCACACGUCUUUGCAGGAAUGGAGACGUUUAUGUGUGCAUAUACCGCGAGAUGAUUUCGCUUUGCUUGACUGUAGGACUGAAAGGUAAUCGUUCCGUGUUUGUUGAAUGUGAAUGUUGUGUGUAGGGUUUAUCACUUUAUCCAAGGAUUGAUCUAUUCCUUUAUGCAAAGGAGAUGGCUGAACUAGAGGGAUACUUUCAUUCUCUUUCGUUGGCCUUGUUUAUUUGAUGUCAUUUCUGGUUUUAUUUGAAAGAUGAAACCUAAAAGAGCAUGUUUAGGUCGCAUUUCACCCUAAAAUCAAGAAGAAAAAAUUAGAAACUUAAUUUUGCAUAAAGAAAUGAGCAUUUUUGCAUUAUUUCCAUGACAUUUUAAGCAUAUUUUACCACCAGUUCCCAUUACUGUACUGUGUCCAGAUGUUUUAAUUUGAUUUUUACAGUAAUUCUUGACAUUCUCAAUGUUGUUACUGUAAUGCAGUAUUUUUUUUUUUAAUUUCAAUAAAAUUAUUAUUAUUUUUUUAAUUAGCAUAAAUUAAAGCACACAUACUGUAUACAUUCUGUAUGUUUAUUUACAUAUAUAUAUUCCUCCUUUAUGCAAAAUAUAAUAUCUUAUUUCUUUCUUUUGAUUUUUGGGGUGAAAUAUGAUCUGGACUUCUUGACAGAAUUCAUUCAAAUAUAAUACACCCUUUCCGUUUUGCAGCGUACAUUAUCCUGAUUUUGCCAACAUGUUAAAUGCUACAUCAAGAUAUACAAUAUAAACCUGACAUAUUUAAGUCAAAAAAAAAAAAAAAGUCUUUUUUUAAAUAUUACUCACUACAGCUCUUUAUUUGAAAGCACCAGUUUUAUUAUACAGGGGGAAUCAUUUUAGGAAAGCUCGGUUUUACUAUUUUCUAUACUUACUGUUUCAAACUCCUGUCCAGAAUCAUUAUUUUUUAUGACAGACAUAAAUACCGCCAGAGUUACCAUAGUAAAUAUCCAUAAUUCAAAUAAUGUGGCCAAACUGCCUCCUCUCUUGUAUAUAUCGGCGUGUGUAUUUGUUUUGAGAGAGCUGGCUUCUUAUUAGUGCAAACAGAGAUCUGUUCUUAUUUUUGUCUAAUGCCCAUUUUGUACCAACAGAAAAUUCACGUAUCUGUUACGUUCUGUAGAAAGACUGAUGUCGCUCAGUCAGUCUCUGGCACAUGUGUUGAUAUGCAUAUGUGUGUGUGGUGCGAGUGUGUGUGUACAUACUUGUUUAAUUGACAAUACUUGCUAAUUAUAAUUUCAUUGAUGUUUUUAUGUAUAUGUUGGGUCUCCCUUUUUAUUUCAACCUCUUGGGAUAUUUUAAAACUAACAUGACCGAUGCCGUUUUGACAACAUAUUAAAACAACAACGACAACAGUCCAUCCAUUUUGCUGAAAUGUUGUUAUUAUUAUUAUUUCUUUUGAUUUUUUAUGGAAUAGUGAAAAAGAUGAAACCAUUCCCUUUUAUAGCUGCUGUAAGGACAGUAAACUGUUCCUCAAUGCACUAGCCUUCAAUCUAGUUAUGAAAUCACUUCAUUUUGAUGACGAGUUUAAAACUGUGUUAAGGAAAAUUAGUGUGAAAGUUUAAAUAAAAAGCAAUAUCAUACCAA